Messenger RNA from Cinara cedri, 2258 nucleotides. The record is from the annotation of a GenBank genome assembly. Lineage: Eukaryota; Metazoa; Arthropoda; Insecta; Hemiptera; Aphididae.
AUGAGACGUUUUUGGACGUACGCCGUUACGCUAUUAUUGUUUCGCGUGUCGUCGCCGGUCGCCGCGGCGCACGGCGUCCAUCGACCGGGUUCGCCGUGUCUCGACGGCACCGCCGCCGCCGCCGCCGCCGCCGCCGUGACGGCCGUUCUCCCGUCGUCACUGCCGAUUCCGUCGCGGCCGCCGGCCGUCGCGAUCAUCGCCCAAGGUACGGAUUUAUUUCAUUAGUCUUUUAUCGCGAUCAAAAAAAAAAACGUGUGGAGAACAAAAACAAAUGUAACAUUAAGAGCACGUUACACGUUCGUUUUUUCGUUACUGUCUUACAAACACGAGAAAUAGUAAUAAAAACAUGCUCACGCAGACUACGCAGAAUUCGCCGAGUUUUGGUUUUAGAGUAAAAGCGCCCCCCCCCCCCAUUAUGAAACUAACAGAGAACAAUAGUCCGGGGGGCAAGACCUUAAUGCUUAUUGAAAAAGUAAUUUUUAAAAAAGUUUUAGCUAGUUAAAAAAACGUCGAAAAAAUCGUUAUUCAUAAACGGUAAAUUAACCGUUACAUUCGGAAAAAAAAAAUGGAAAAAACGUUACGUUCUGCCCUGCAAAAUAUUGUUCUCUUUUCGAUUUUACAAUACGUGUUUUUACUCUAAAACCGAAAUUAAACCAGUUCUGUGUAGUCUGCGUAAGACUGUCUGUUGAAAGACUCGUAACAACUAUCAAUGCAUGUGUACCGUCCUCUUAAUAACAUAGAGUUUCCCCGGUACACAACAAUAACAAUACGACAAUUGCGGUACCUUGGAAAUUUUUGUAUUUUAUUUUUUUUUUCGAUAUAAUUUAAGAAACUAUCAGUUGUGCAAUGUGUUACAUUACCGUUGUUUUUCGUCGCCUUUAUUUUCACGGGCGAACCGACUGUGUACCUACUUUUGUUCGUUUACGAACGACAGCCUAUGUUGAAAAUUCCAUAAAUAUUAUACGCAGUAUUAGAAUGAAUACAUUUUGGUGUUUUUUUUUUUUUUAAUUUCCGAUUGAACCCGUUGAAUGGAUAUUUCAUUUUUAAGUUUGGUCAGGGAAAGAAUAGGGGAGCGACACAGGUUACCUACGAAUACCUAGUGCAAAAAACAUUCCAAGGUGUCGCAAUGAUCACAUUUUCGUGGGACACUGUAUGUGUUUUUAAUAAAUAUGACGUCACAAUAAUGCUAUAAAUAUAAUUCGGUUACUCGUAUUGUCAUUAAGAUAUGAUCGAACGCGGUGUGUUCGUUAUAAAAUCAAACGUUCAGACUUAUUGAAGAACCGUAGACAUUUGCGAUUAACAAGUUAAAAAAGUUAAUUUUAAUUUUGAACUGAUUUUUUGAUUUUUUAAUAUAGCAGUGUUUUUGUUUUCAUUAAUUUAAUGAAUAACGAAUGUGAAUUUUGAACUAUACUUACCACUUUAAGUUAUUUUAAUUUCCUUUGAAUUCUGAGUUUUUAACACUAUAUAUUAUGGUAAUCAUAUUUUAUACUACCGUGUAUAACAGAUAAUCAUUUUUUUUAAAUCGUCCGUUGUGUCCUGAUCUCCCAGGAGAAGCUGAGUAUACACGAGUACAUAACCCUCUGCGUAGCUGAGUGGUUAUGUUUAAAAUUAAUCAUCCUUAUUUAAACAAAAUAAAAAAUCCAUGAUGUCAAUUAAUUUCACCGUGAAAUUAACUUGAGUUAAUAGGUUAAAUUAAAUUUUUAAAUUAACUUUCAACUCGAACCGUUUAAUUCGAAAAACAAUAGUUAACUGUAUUAACGUGUUAACUCGUUGAUUUGUUUUCAAUUAAUUUUAUAAUUAACUACGUUAAUACGUCAACUUCAUUAACUCGUUUAGCCUCGUAUGUUCGGGAUAGUUAAUAUCGGUCGAACUACGACCGUAAUAUUGUAUAAUUUUUGAUAAUUGUACAAAAAUAAUAUGUAAAUUACUACUUUUUUUUGUCGUUUUUCUUUUCUCACUGCACGACAAAUUAUUCCGAAACCGUGUUUUUUUUUUUUUGUUGUUGUUUGUCUAUUAUAGCCAGAGGGAAAAAGAAAAAAAGAAAAACCACCUCGGCGGUCCUGAUGAUCGGCGGGAGCGCCGUCGCAGCUUCCGUAAUACUGUUCGCCAUUUUGAACGCGAUAACCGCGGCGUUGGUCAAAGCGUUCGUGUUCACUUUCGUCGCCAAGUUUCUGGUGUCCGCGAAUUGGAGACCGUCCGGCAACAGUUCCAAGGGGCACGCGCAUCGCAAGGGCAACGUAAUGAUCUUAAUGGAAUGA